GAGGAGCGAGGCGGGGAGGAGGAAGGAAGGAAGAAAGAAGGAAGGCAGAAGGAAGGAAGGAGCUCCGCAGCCGCUGGAGGUGCUGCCGCAGCCGCGGGCACAGCCGCCCCGUCCCGCCGGGCCGGGAGGGGUGUGCUCCGCAGCCGACAUGUCUCAGGAGCGGCCUAAGUUUUACCGCCAGGAGCUCAACAAGACGGUGUGGGAGGUGCCCGAGCGCUACCAGAACCUCUCCCCGGUCGGGUCCGGGGCCUACGGCUCUGUCUGUUCUGCCUUUGACACAAAAACUGGGUUGCGAGUGGCUGUAAAGAAGCUGUCCCGGCCAUUUCAGUCUAUCAUCCAUGCCAAAAGGACCUACCGAGAACUACGGCUACUGAAGCAUAUGAAACACGAAAAUGUUAUUGGCUUGCUGGAUGUGUUCACCCCUGCCAAGUCACUAGAAGAAUUCAAUGAUGUGUACUUGGUGACGCACCUUAUGGGAGCAGAUCUAAACAACAUUGUGAAAUGCCAGAAACUCACAGAUGACCAUGUGCAGUUCCUCAUAUACCAGAUUCUCCGGGGGCUGAAGUACAUCCAUUCAGCUGACAUAAUACACAGAGAUUUAAAACCUAGUAACCUAGCUGUAAAUGAAGACUGUGAGCUAAAGAUCCUGGAUUUUGGCUUGGCUCGACACACUGAUGAUGAGAUGACUGGGUACGUGGCUACCCGGUGGUACAGGGCUCCUGAGAUCAUGCUGAACUGGAUGCAUUACAACCAGACAGUUGAUAUUUGGUCAGUGGGAUGCAUUAUGGCUGAACUGUUGACUGGAAGAACAUUGUUCCCUGGUACAGACCAUAUUGAUCAGUUGAAGCUCAUUUUGAGACUCGUUGGAACCCCAGGGCCUGAGCUUUUGAAGAAAAUCUCCUCAGAGUCUGCGAGAAACUACAUUCAAUCUUUAUCUUACAUGCCGAAAAUGAACUUUGAAAAUGUGUUUAUUGGUGCCAAUCCAUUAGCUGUGGACUUGCUAGAGAAGAUGUUGGUACUGGAUACAGACAAACGAAUUACUGCAGCGGAAGCGUUAGCUCACGCCUACUUUGCUCAGUAUCACGACCCAGAUGAUGAACCAGUGGCAGACCCCUACGACCAAUCUUUUGAAAGCAGAGAGCUUGAGAUUGAGGAAUGGAAAAGCCUGACUUACGAUGAAGUAAUCAGCUUUGUGCCACCACCGCUUGACCAAGAGGAGAUGGAGUCCUGAGAAACAGCUCUCUUCUCUUUGUCCCACUUCACUGUGAGGGGAAGGCCUUUUCGCAGGGACUCUCCAACUAUCGUUCAAGUGCCUCGCCACAACAAUAUUCUCCUUGGUGGAAGGGUUUUGUGUGUGUUGAAUUGGGGAGGGUGGGGGGAGGGAGGAAAGCUGAGUCUACGUAAACAUGCUGCAUGCUCUCUUGUGUUCUGUGUACAGCCUGGGGCAAGCCUCUGAAGACCUGUCCUGACUGCUCCUUAGUCCUUCCACAGGAAGCAUUCAACCAGUUUGUGCUGCUGGGGCAGGAGGGGAAGGUGAUGUUCAAAGUUUGGUUACAAUUGUUGCCAUUUAUCAGUUGUUCUACAGUAACUAGCCUCAAAAUAAGGGAAGUUGGUUUAUAGGCUUUAGAGAGUCCUCUGUUUUCUUCGGGAUUGAAGGUAGGGUUGAGGGAUGUCCUUGUUCCAUGCUAGGUAGCUGAUUUACAUCCAGAUCUUCCUGGUACAGAACGUACAGGCUUUCUGACAACUGUCUGAUUCUUGAAACGUGAAAAGGUUUUGUAUGAAACUGUAAAUAUGUUUGUGCCUUAAAUGAAUGGGGAAAGAGGGGGAAGGAAGUGUGGAGUGGAAAUGCCUGGCCCUGCUGUUUUGCAGGGUGAAGGCUCUCAGACAGCCUGAACUCUUUGUAUUCAGGAAAUAACUUUCUGAGGCAUCAGCCUCUCUCCUUGGUUUGGGUAUUCCAAAUUUUUUCCCUCUCCCCCUCCUCUAGUUGUGUGGCUUCUCAGCAUUAGCUCCCAGGAGACAGAGGCUGGAGAAGAUUCUUGCUAGCCACGUUUGUGUAUCUUGUUCCUUAAAAGGCGGGGUGUUCUUGCAUGUCAUAGCUGUAUGUGCAUGUAGAGCUGCUUGGUGUUUGUUGUUACAUUGUGGGGGUGGCACUGGGGCAGUUAAAUCAUCAGUCAUUCACUGAGUACCUCAGCCAGUGCCACGAAAUCACAGCAUCCUUCCUCUUGUGCUGCAGCUCAGUAUGAAAUUGGAGAAAUCCAGUGAAAUCCACACUCCUGCCAGUGUGGAGACUGACGAGAAAAGGGUAGAACAUAGAGCAUAGAAAUGCACCUCCUUCUUUGUUCUGAUCUUCUGGUUUCAGAGAAGGAGAGAUUGGGACAGAGGGCUUCUUGUGAGAUCAAGUGUAAAAAAUGUUCUUCAAGAAACAACUGUGCCAUCUUGUGCCAGAAUUUAAGUUAUUUCCUGAAAAUAUUUUUUUCUGAAGAUGUUGGAAUCCAAAGCAAAGAAAUAAGCAUGCAUAAAACCACAAUCUUCCUGUCACUGUCUAUAUCUAUAAAUAUAAGUAUUUAUAUAAUAUAAAACUAA
Molecule: messenger RNA, 2583 nt
Organism: Numida meleagris (helmeted guineafowl)
Lineage: Eukaryota; Metazoa; Chordata; Aves; Galliformes; Numididae
Gene: MAPK14
Product: mitogen-activated protein kinase 14
Exons: 12
Coding region: 149-1231 (360 amino acids)
Biological process (GO): protein phosphorylation; p38MAPK cascade
Cellular component (GO): nucleus; cytoplasm
Molecular function (GO): MAP kinase activity; ATP binding
Source: RefSeq, a predicted model, not a curated record